AUCAACAACCACCUCAACGGCGGAGGCGCACCAGCCGCGCAAGCGCUCGAGCACGUGCUCAGCGAAUGUCCGCGUGUGAUCACAGACACAGAUCUGCAGUUGACGGAGGCCGUGCUGUGCUUUGUUACGCGCGUGGUCACCGCACGCCCUGAACUGGCGCAGAAAAUGGCGACGCGGAUUCCGACGCAGGAUGAGGAGGGCGAGGGUGUGGGCACAGGUGAUGGGUCUAUCCUAGUUGCGUGUGUGCGCCUGUUGUCGUCUCCUCUACUGCAAGGAGGGGCGCUCAACGCUGCGCUGAGCUUCAUUGCUCUGAUGGUGCGAACUCCUACGGCUGCGGUGCAGUUUGAGGCAUUCUACACAUCACUGUCUGCGCAGGUACUGGCUACCAACGAUACACGACACGCAGGUGUGUGUGACAAUACUUAA
Molecule: messenger RNA, 426 nt
Organism: Sphaeroforma arctica JP610
Lineage: Eukaryota; Ichthyosporea; Ichthyophonida
Exons: 2
Source: RefSeq, a predicted model, not a curated record